ACUGGUGACAGCCUAAAGGAUAAAGUACACUUCCCUUGUCAGGUUUCUUCCUCCGCAACAUCAAAAUAUUCUCACUGGAAAACUUGAGAAGCAAAAAUGUCAUCAAGAGUAUCAGUAACAGUAUCACAAGACGGAACAGCUGAUUACCGAACAGUACAAGAAGCAAUAGACGCCGUUCCGUUAUCCAACAAAUGUCGCACUGUCAUUCGUGUAGCUCCUGGUGUUUAUAAACAGCCUAUCUAUGUUCCUAAAACCAAGAAUUUAAUUACCCUUGCUGGAUUUAGCCCUGAAGUUACCGUAAUUACCUGGAAUAAUACUGCCACUAAAAUUGAUCACCAUCAGGCUGCAAGGCUAAUUGGUACUGGGACAUUUGGAUGUGGAACUACAAUAGUUGAAGGAGAGGAUUUUAUUGCUGAGAACAUCACCUUUGAAAACUCUGCUCCUGAGGGAUCAGGACAGGCAGUGGCAAUCAGAGUUACAGCUGAUCGUUGUGCGUUUUAUAAUUGCAGAUUUCUUGGUUGGCAGGAUACAUUGUAUUUGCACUACGGGAAGCAGUAUUUGAAAGAUUGCUAUAUCGAAGGAAGUGUAGAUUUUAUUUUUGGUAAUAGCACUGCUCUUUUAGAGCAUUGCCACAUACACUGCAAAUCGGCGGGAUUCAUUACUGCACAAAGCAGGAAAUCUUCUCAAGAGACAACCGGCUAUGUGUUUCUGAGAUGUGUGAUCACUGGUACUGGAGCGACCUCAUAUACACAUCUUGGACGCCCAUGGGGGCCUUUCGGGAGAGUGGUUUUUGCCUUUUGUUAUAUGGAUCACUGUAUUAAGCAUUGCGGUUGGAACAACUGGGGUAAGGCAGAAAAUGAGAGAACUGCUUGCUUCUAUGAGUAUAAGUGUUUUGGACCGGGUAGUUGCCCGUCAAAACGAGUGACCUGGGCCAGAGAAUUGAUGGAUGAAGAAGCAGAACAAUUUCUCAUGCAUGGUUUCAUCGAUCCAGAUCAACAAAGGCCGUGGCUGUGUCAGAGGAUGGCGUUGCGCGUACCAUAUUCAGCAUAAAGCUCGGGUGUCUCGCCACUACCUCGUUAGAUACCCUUUUGCAGAUCAAUACCUUAAAUUUUGAAAUUCCACUCUUUAUAAAUAAAAUCUUAGUACUGUGGAAGGUU
This is a messenger RNA of Lycium ferocissimum, 1157 nucleotides long. Its product is annotated as pectinesterase 31. NCBI's taxonomy places the organism in Eukaryota, Viridiplantae, Streptophyta, Magnoliopsida, Solanales, Solanaceae. The transcript is spliced from 6 exons. The record is from RefSeq and is a predicted model, not a curated record. The coding region runs from base 97 to 1050 and encodes 317 amino acids. Gene Ontology annotation, biological process: cell wall modification. Gene Ontology annotation, molecular function: pectinesterase activity.